AUGGAUGUACUUAAACGAAAACUAGUUUUCAAUGAAAUAUUAAAUGAAUCAAGAAAGAUAUUUCAGAAUCAAUCAAUAACUUCUAUUGAAAAUUUAUCAAAUGAAAUCUUUUAUGAAAUAUUUGAUUAUUUUGAUGGUGGUGAAAUGGUUAAAAUAUUUUCUAAACUUAAUUCUCGUUUUGAACAACUUCUUCAGUCUUCAUUUGUUUUAAUUAAAACACAUUUCUUUUUGUUUUAUCAUGAAGCAAUAAUGAAUAAAGAUCAUGAAUUAGAAAUAUUUUCAAAUAAAUUAUGCUCUAAUUUAAAAAUUUUAUCUAUUUAUUGUUCACAAAAUAUCAUUUUUCUUGAAGCUCAUCGAUGGGAACAAUUGAUUUUACAUUAUUAUCCUCAAUUAGAAAAAUUUUAUUUAACCUACCAUGAUGGUAUUAAUAAUAAUAAUCAAUAUCCAAUAUAUACUGGACCAGUAAAUCAAUUUUCUUCAUCAUUUUGGAUUCAACGAAAAUGGAUGUUUCAUGUUAAAAUUGAUAAUACAUAUAUCAAAUAUUCGAUUUAUCCAUACAAAAAAACAUGGUAUAAUUAUAUAGAUGAUAACAAAAUUGAAUAUUCAACAUCAACAAGUUUAAUAUUCACUAAUUUUCUUACCUGGUCAUAUGAUGAAAUGAUAUUUGAACAAAUAAAACGUGUAUUAACUAUAACACAAAUUUAUCAUUUAAUUAUUAUUGAAAAGCAUUCAUCGGUUCAUGUAUUAAUUCAAUUAAUUAGUUUAUUACCUGAUUUAAUUACGUUCAAAAUUCGUUCAUUAUCAUCAGAUGACAGAACACGAUUUACUGUCAGAGAACUUUGUAGACUUGGUUCAAUAAAAUGUCAAAGUAAAACUACUAAAGUUUGUAUUGAAGAAAUCAAUGAUAUUGACGAUUUUAAUUUUAUUUCGGUCGUUUGUCCUUAUAUGAAAUAUUGUGAAAUGAAACGUUUAAAUAAUAUGAAUAUUGAAUUGUUUUUACGUAUAAUUCUGAAGGAGAUUAAUAAUCGUAGUUUUUGUUUUAUUCGUUUAUUAUGUUUUCAUGAACCAACAGUCGAUGAUCAAAUGAUUGAAAAUUUAGAAAAAAUGAUUAAUUAUGAACAAUUACUUCUUCAAUUUACAAUUAAACGUAUAUCUGAUAAUAUUUAUUUACAAUGGAAAUAA
Molecule: messenger RNA, 1182 nt
Organism: Rotaria sp. Silwood2
Lineage: Eukaryota; Metazoa; Rotifera; Eurotatoria; Philodinida; Philodinidae
Source: the annotation of a GenBank genome assembly